GAACACUAAUUUUUUUUAUAUGAUCGGUAUUUCAGAACAUGAAAUACAAAAUUCCAUUAAAUAUUUUGUCUGUAUUAUCGAAAGUGAUAAGAACUAGAAUUAACUAACUUAAAAUUAAAUUACAGGUAAAAUGAAUAAUAAUCAAUAAUUUUCUAAAAAUUUCUUUCAUACGGAUAUGUGAUUGAAUAAUUAUAAUCAUUAUGAUUAUAUUAACGAAAACAAAAUUUUAUGCUAUUGGUAUUAAUUAAUUUUUAUUUCUUUUUAUUCUUCCUUUUUUUUAUGAAAACGAAAUAUAAAAAUUUAUAUAUGACUAAUGAUUAUAUAUUGAUAUAUAAAUUUUAAUCCAAUAUGUACAAUGUAAAUCAAAACAAUCAUUAUUUGCUAUCUAUACAUAUUGAAAAUUGCUUUAAAUAAAAGUGUAUAGCAAUAUGCUUAUUAUAAGAAGUAGAUAGUAAUUUGUGCAUAAGAUACGUAAUUUAAGAACAGUAUGAGUGACGUGAUGUCUGCUGAGAAUAGCAGGCAAAUGUUUGUUUCGAUAGAGAACUCUGUAUAAGCGUACAAGUUUAAUAGCUGCCUAGACUCCAAAGGAACAACAUGUAUCGAAUGAUUGCUGUAAUUCUUAUCGUAUGCUUGUGCUUCUUACCAAUGUAUCGAGCCAUCAAUAUUGAUGAUUGUGGCUCAAAAGUGGGAAAACUUACGUCUAUAACUUUAGACUGUGAUAUGACCAAAAGUGUAUGUGAUUUAAUACCAGAUACGAAUGCAACAAUUCGAAUCGAUUUUACGCUCGAAAAAGAUGUUUCAAAAGUUAAUGCCAUUGUGCACGGUAUUGUAAUGGAUAUUCCUAUACCUUUCCCAUUACCAAAUGCAGAUGCUUGCCAAACUCCUGAUUCUGGUAUUACAUGUCCUUUAAAUAAGGGUGAAACUUAUCACUAUAAAAAUACAUUACCAGUGCAUAAAUCGUAUCCUAAGGUGAGUGUUACUGUAAAAUGGCAACUUAAAGAUGAAAAUAAUGAAGAUAUAAUUUGCGUGUUAAUUCCGGCUCGAAUUAAAUAGAUAUAUUAAAUGAGUAUUAUUUCACUAUAUUUAUAUAUUAUAAUUCUAUUUUCAAAGAAGUAUAUAUUUUACAAAAAUUGUAUGAAAUAAAUACAAAGAGGACUAAAAAUGUCAAUUUUAUGCAUUUCGUAAUAUGAAUUAUUUUAAUGUACAAAAUAUACAAGAAUUUCAUACAGUUUUUAUUGAAGUGAAUACAUGUAAAAUAAGAAUAUAUUAUAUUAUAACAAUAAAUAAUAAAUGUACUUUUUUCAAAUAUAUAACAAAUUUAGACAUUUUAUAAAAUAAAAAAUAAAAUUAUUAAUAGGAAUUAUUAUGAAAA
Messenger RNA from Apis cerana (Asiatic honeybee), 1372 nucleotides. Its product is annotated as NPC intracellular cholesterol transporter 2 homolog a. The record is from RefSeq and is a predicted model, not a curated record. NCBI's taxonomy places the organism in Eukaryota, Metazoa, Arthropoda, Insecta, Hymenoptera, Apidae. Gene Ontology annotation, molecular function: sterol binding. Gene Ontology annotation, biological process: intracellular cholesterol transport.